UGAUCAGUCAGCAUUCGUGCCGAAACGUCAGACGCGUUCGUGAGUUCAGUCGUGAAGCACGUCGACAAGCCGCUGCCAUUCAACAUAGUAUUUUCUACGUAUAAAAAAUUAAUUAGAUUAUUUUUGACUUAUCGUGUGAUAACUUUGCGUGAAACAAUGGCAACGGAGGUGGCUCAACUUCCUCAUUUAAACAUCGUUAAUCGCGUGUUGGAAUUACCCAUCAUUGAACUAGCAUUGCACAAAUCCGCCGAAACCUAUUCCAAAGUGAAAGAUUUGAAUCAAUUGGUACACUGGGCUUUCACCACUGCCGAAACGUCACUGAGCACUGCGACAAAACAAGCGAUUCCCAUUGCCGUGCCAAUCGCGAAAAGACUUGAAAACCCCAUCAAUUUUGUUGAUCACACAUUAUGCCUUGGUCUCGACAAAAUAGAAGAGAAAAUACCGUUGGUGAAGGAAAAUCCCGCACAGAUUCUAAUGAAGGCUAAGUCACGCAUUUCAUAUGUAAACGAUUUGAUCGUGGCACAAGCAUCGAAUCUGGGAUCCGCCAGUUGGCUUAAAGCCAAUCAAAUACUCGACACGCAAUAUGGUAAUGCGGCUGUGAGGGGUUUAGAUAACACGGCUUUUGUCGUCGAUAAACUCAUUGAUAAAUAUUUCCCUUCGACGGAAGAAGAGCAAGAAACAAAGGACAAUCCGGAAAAGACAGAGACAGAGACAGAGACAAACACAGUUGAGGAAGACAAGCUGUUACAUACUUUGCAAACAAUCGGUCAUCUGUCCAAUAAAGCGUCUCGGCGCGUAUAUUCGAAUGUAAUACGCUACUUGAGCACCGUCAAAAAGGAAGUGCUGCUGAAAGAUUAUGUUCGCCGUUUAGUAGAAUUUCUUCAUCUUACGUCGUUUCUUCAGUGCGAAAAUAUUACCACGAAAGAAUCGAAGCAAGUCCAGACUAACGGUGAGAUAAAAGGAAAUAAACAAAAAUCAGAACCAAAAGACGAAACAAAAACAGAGCCGGAGGAAAAUUCGAAUACUGAAAAGGAAAAGCACGAAUAAGAUUACUUAUUGUUGUUAUUACUUUGUGUUUUUUAUUUUCUCCAUUUUUUUAUUUGUAUUCUUUUUAAAAAAGUGAAUGUUAUUUAUCUUUGGGAGUAAAAAUGUUACAUAUUUAUUGUCAAUUCAAUUAUGCAUAAGCCAUUGUAUACAUGCCGUUAUUUUUUUUAUGGUUAUCAUGUGACAUUAUCAAUUUAAAUAAUAUAAUUGGGUCAGUUAUUACAUUUGCAUUUGCGACCAGAAACUACGAUGCAAAAAUAAUAUUUGACAAAAUUAAUUACUUAUUUUUCUACAUAGCUCACUAACAUCGUCGUAAAUAAGUUUUAUAUUUAUAUAUCUUGUAUAACUGUAUAAGACUGCGAAUUAUAUAUGUAUAAUCGAAAACAGAAAUGCACCGUAAAAGGAAACUAUUUUCAUUAAUAAUGUAUAGGUGCAAAAUUCAAUAAUAUUCUACUCCUUUGUAAGCAAUACAAUUAUUAUAAGUUGAUUUGUAUAUUAUGCGAUAUAUAUAUAUAUAUAUAUGUAUAUGAAUGUUUAAAAAAAAACAUUUACCUAAGUGAAAACAUCUAGAGCAUAAUUUAAGCUGAAAAACAAUAAACUCGAUGUUUGGCAGAGAAAACACUGCGCUCCAUUCUUGUUCUAAAUCCUCUAAUCGUUUUAUUCUACUAUUAGUCAUAAGUCAUAAUACGAAGCCUUAUAUCUUUUGUAAGUUGAAUCACGCGCGCAACAAAAUAAGAAAAAAUAGAAAAUAU
Molecule: messenger RNA, 1796 nt
Organism: Pseudomyrmex gracilis
Lineage: Eukaryota; Metazoa; Arthropoda; Insecta; Hymenoptera; Formicidae
Product: lipid storage droplets surface-binding protein 2-like
Exons: 4
Coding region: 157-1047 (296 amino acids)
Biological process (GO): lipid storage; positive regulation of triglyceride storage
Cellular component (GO): lipid droplet; cytosol
Source: RefSeq, a predicted model, not a curated record